AUAUGAGAGAAAUUAAAAAUAGCUGCUAUUAAAUAAAUAUCUAUCGUCUCAAGUUUCUCUAUCAGUUCCAUCUUUUUUUUUUAAUAUAUGAUAAUACAUUCGUAGGUUGACUAAAUUUAAAGACUAAAUUUAUUAAGGCCCAAAUGCACUAAUGUCACUUUUGAUUUUAAGUGAGAUUUAAAACUAUCCGUCUCAUUUUAAAGCUAAAAAGAGACAGAGAUAGAGAGUUUUAAGCGUUACUUAAAAUCAAAGUUGAUGCAAUCGAGCCUAAGUAAUAUACAAUUCUCAAAAAAAAAAAAGAAAAAUAAUUUCAACUCAUUAGAACAGCAUGAUAAAAAAAGAUGAUCGUUGCACUCAUUGAAUCCUAAAUAAGUAUGCAAAUAUUCCAAGAGAAUCGUUUUCCACAUUGGUGAACACACAUUUGACACUUGAAUCGAUGCGACGGUGAGUAAAGUAGUUUAACAUAAUGUAAUACUCCGUUAUCGAUUUUCGCUGUUGUCUUAUCAGUACAGCUGUUUUGUGCAGACAUGACGCAUCACUUUCGAAACAUCUCGAAGUAAUCUUUGGAUAAAGUCCAUUAAAUGUCGAUGAGUUGUCACAUUGUCAGUGUAUUGGAUAUCGAUGAGAGUAUGUAAUAUGAGAGUGGAGAGUAUUACAGUGGAAUAAAUUAGUAGCAUUCCAGUACUGCACAGUACCAUUUCGUAACACAAUGACGAGGAUUGGAAAUUGCGCGUUCCAAAAAUUCAACGCUGGAAUCAUAUUUACGUGCGUGCUUGGUCUCAUUUUUUCGUACUAUGCUUACGCCGUGGAGGUCAAAAAGGAUCAAGAUGAUUCGUACCAGCCGCUGUGCGACAUUUCCGAACAUAUAAGCUGCACUAAAGUAUUUAUGACCGAGUAUGGCAAAGGAUUCGGAUUGUUUCCAAAAGAUUCUAUGUUUAAUGUCCGAAAUCCUAUAUAUGGUUUAAUGUUUUAUACUCUGGUCGCAAUUUUAAGUAUGAUUAAUAAUUACAUCUUUUCGGCUGCAACUGUUAUUCUGGGAAUAAUCUCUAAUAUUUUUUCAAUAUAUUUAAGCCAUAUAUUAUAUUUACAGAGAGAUAUCUGCGUUGUAUGUAUUAGCACGUACAUUAUAAACGUAAUGAUUACAUUUUUCGCUAUCAAAAAAUUCCGACAAUUCCAAAAAUUAGCCUCAUACGAUAUGUAUAAAAAGGUGAAAUAAAAAUAAAAAAGAAUUAUAUUUUUUGCGAUCGAUCAAAAAAUAUUUUAAUAAUUUUUUUCUAUUCUCUAUUUUUGUAGAAUUUAUACAAUGUAUGGUA
Acromyrmex echinatior (Panamanian leafcutter ant) is the source of this 1313-nucleotide messenger RNA. RefSeq names its product Vitamin-K epoxide reductase (gene Vkor). Gene Ontology annotation, molecular function: vitamin-K-epoxide reductase (warfarin-sensitive) activity. Gene Ontology annotation, biological process: peptidyl-glutamic acid carboxylation; vitamin K metabolic process. The record is from RefSeq and is a predicted model, not a curated record. NCBI's taxonomy places the organism in Eukaryota, Metazoa, Arthropoda, Insecta, Hymenoptera, Formicidae.